Messenger RNA from Harmonia axyridis, 598 nucleotides. Its product is annotated as UPF0545 protein C22orf39 homolog. The coding region runs from base 97 to 558 and encodes 153 amino acids. The transcript is spliced from 3 exons. The record is from RefSeq and is a predicted model, not a curated record. NCBI's taxonomy places the organism in Eukaryota, Metazoa, Arthropoda, Insecta, Coleoptera, Coccinellidae.
UCAAUUUCUUCUAUGAUUACCUAGACUAGAGAGUAGUAAUUUAUUUGUAGUAAAUUAUUUAAAAUAAAUUAAAGUCAAUUAUUAAUAGUAGGCUUCAUGACUAAAAAACCUGAAGAUCCGAAUUCCAGUUCUAAAUAUGUUGCAGCAAAUGAAUGGAUGAUAAGGCCUAGCAAUGAAUACGAUAGUGAAUAUAGAGAGUGUUCUAACUGGAAAUCCAGACUAAAUCAGUAUUUCAUUUUUGGAACAUCUAUAGAUUGUUCAAACUGGAAAAGAAAUCAUAUAAACGCUGUCAAAUGGGAAGACUCCAGAGAUGAAAAAGCAGCAAUAGAAGUUAUAAAUAAUGAGAAAGCACGAAGAAAAGAAAGACUAAUGUCACAAAUCAAUAACGAUGUAUGGGAAAAGAGAACCUCUCCGCCUGAAAACUGGAAUGCUCCUCUACCCGAGUAUAUAACUGACGGUUAUAAAAAUUCAUUUUUAAGUAUUAAGGCUAUGGAAUGGAGAGGAGAGAUCCCUAAAACGCCAAAUAUAUUUGCUCCUAGUUUAUGUACAAUAUUAUAGAAUAAUUUUUUUGUAGUGAAAUAUUAUACUUUGAAUCAUU